UGCAGAUAAGUACACCUGUGUCUAAAGUACCACUGUUGUGUUUUUCUUCUCAGAUUGUUCCCUGCGAGUAUCUCCUGCAGCCAGUGCACAGCGGCGAGCGUCACCUCUACGGCCAGCUCCUGAAGUCACUGGCCUUCUCCGUGUUCACACAGUGUCGUCGGCCAUUGCCCAACUCCACCAACUUCAAGGCUCUGACGGGCUUUGGACCUGGUCUCGCCAUUGACAUGGCUCUGAAGAACCCAGAUAGGCCCGAGUGUCUGCGUCUGUAUACGCCGCCCUUUAUCCUGGCUCCAGUGAAAGACAAGCAGACAGAGCUUGGGGAGACUUUUGGCGAAGCAUCCCAGAAGUACAACGUCCUGUUUGUCGGCUACUGUCUUUCUCAUGACCAGCGCUGGCUGCUGGCCUCCUGCACCGAUCAGCACGGAGAACUGCUGGAGACCUGCAUCAUUAGUAUUGAUGUUCCCAACAGGGCUCGCAGGAAAAAGGGCUCAGCCAGACGACUGGGUUUGCAGAAGCUGUGGGAGUGGUGUCUCGGCCUGGUGCAGGUGACGUCGCUGCCUUGGAGAGUGGUCAUUGGACGGCUUGGUAGGAUGGGACACGGCGAACUGAGAGACUGGAGUAUUCUGCUGAGCAGAAGGAACUUACAAUCCCUCAGUAAGCGUCUGAAGGAGACAUGUAGGAUGUGUGGUAUCUCUGCUGCCGACACUCCCAGCAUCCUUAGCGCCUGUCUGGUUGCCAUGGAGCCCCAGGGUUCCUUUGUCAUCAUGCCAGACUCUGUCUCAACAGGUUCAGUGUUUGGUCGCAGCACCACACUGAACAUGCAAACAUCCCAGCUGAGCACUCCUCAGGACACAUCCUGCACACACAUCCUGGUGUUCCCCACCUCGGCCAUGGUGCAGGUCAACACUAACACUGCAGAGCCCAUCGACAUCAACUUCAAUCCCAUAAAUCCUGACGGAUCUGAUGGAAUGGGCAUCUUUGACCUGUUUGACAACGACAUGGUGGAUCCAGACCUCAUCAACAUCCUGCCCAACUCCCCCACUACCUCCCCUGUUCACUCUCCUGGCUCCCACUACCACCAGGGGGGAGAUGGAAGCAAGGGUCAGAGCGCAGAUCGGAUGGAGUCCCACGAGGAGGCUCUGAACAUCCUGCAGCAGCCCAUGGCUCUGGGCUACUUCGUCUCCACAGCAAAGGCUGGACCACUGCCUGACUGGUUCUGGUCAGCCUGCCCUCAAGCCCAGAACCAGUGCCCACUCUUCCUUAAGGCCUCUCUGCACCUGCACGUGUCUUCUGUCCAAUCAGACGAACUCCUGCACAGUAAACACUCCCACCCGCUGGACUCCAACCACACCUCUGAUGUGCUCAGAUUUGUUCUAGAGCAGUACAACGCCCUCUCCUGGUUGACAUGCGACCCUGCAACCCAGGACCGCCGCUCCUGUCUGCCUGUUCACUUUGUGGUGCUCACCCAGAUGUACAACUUUAUCAUGAACAUGCUCUGAACUCUUAACGAGAUCGAACCGCUGAGAUCAGAUCAAAUUGUGGAUCCUCGACACUCAAAGGACCUCACACUCCAUCAGGGCAAAUACGGAGGAAGCGUCACUUCUCCUCCUCUUCUUCUUCCUCCCUGAUGCAUCUUAAACAACACUGACUGACUGGAAGUCUCCAAUCAACCAACCAAUCAAUCAGAUGCCAAGAAUCCAUUUUAGCAUUUUGGAAGAUUAAGGGACGUUUCAUAAAGGAGAAUAAAUUGUCUUUUUAAUGACUGUAGAUUGCAAUCUAUAAAUUUUAUCUUAAUGAAAUGCCUGCAUAUAUUAUUUAUUGUAAGUUUUUAAAUGUGGAAUUUUUAAUGCUUAAUAUCUUUUAUAUAUUACAAAUCCUAGAGGGUGUGUACAUCUCACUGUAAAGGAAUUGGUUUAAAAAGUGUAAUUUUCUCAAUUACAACACAGAAAAACCUGUUCAAGUGAAUUUGCUGUAGAUUGCUUUUAGAAUAUUAUUUUUUCAAAGGGUACAGACCUUUUUAUUGACAUGCUGUAAAAAUGAAGUAAACGCUGGCCUGGGCAUUUGCAUCCCACCCGACGAGUGGAUGAGACUUUACCUCUCUGUCUGCUUCAGCUCCAGAGUCUCUCGCACAGUAACUCAAUGAGCUCUGAAGAGGAAUUAAAAGGUACAUUGUCAGAUUAUAUAUUUUAUAUAACAGAUUUAGGUAAUUGUGUGUGAGUGUAUAUGUGUACAUAUAAUUGUGUGCCGCUACUGAUGGUGCAGCUUCUGUUUUAGAAUUAAAGUGCGUCUACAUUAUA
This is a messenger RNA of Paralichthys olivaceus (Japanese flounder), 2297 nucleotides long. Lineage: Eukaryota; Metazoa; Chordata; Actinopteri; Pleuronectiformes; Paralichthyidae. The record is from RefSeq and is a predicted model, not a curated record.